Monomorium pharaonis (pharaoh ant) is the source of this 771-nucleotide messenger RNA. RefSeq lists its product as uncharacterized. Gene Ontology annotation, biological process: DNA integration. Lineage: Eukaryota; Metazoa; Arthropoda; Insecta; Hymenoptera; Formicidae. The transcript has 3 exons. The coding region runs from base 1 to 771 and encodes 256 amino acids. The record is from RefSeq and is a predicted model, not a curated record. Gene Ontology annotation, molecular function: nucleic acid binding.
AUGAGAGUGCCAUCUCUAGCAGGAUCAAGAUACUUCGUGACAUUCGUUGAUGAUAAAACACGAUACUGUAAAGUUGUGUUCAUAGCUCAAAAGAGCAAGAUCUUUGAAAAAUCUAAGGCUUACAAGGCAAAAGUCAAGAAGCAAACGGGGUUAACAAUUAAAACUCUAAGGUCCGAUAACGAUCGCGAAUAUCUCAGCAACAAAUUCAGGAAUUUCUUCGAGAAGGAGAAAAUAGUGCACCAGCUUACCACUGAGUACACGCCGGAACAAAACGGUGUAGCAGAGCGCUUCAAUCGGACACUAGUCAAAACGAACGUUGAAUGGGAACUUUACCCUACACGGCUUAGAUCGAAAAGAAGCCAACAGCGUAUCACCUCCAGCCGUUUGGGAAAGUGGCACAUGUACUCGAUAAAAGUGAAUAAGUUUACACAAAUGUCGGCCCGGUACAAAAAAACAGAUGUCAUUUCUGAUGGCGAGAACUCAAUUGACGACUUCUACAGCGUCGACUCGGUUAAAGAAGAACAACCCAGCGACUCGGACAUCUUAGGAUUCGUCCCAGCGCCAACUUUCAUAAGGGAUGGCCAUCCAAGGAGGCCAAAGAAAGUGCUACGCAGAGUCACAAUCAAAACUUCAAAAGAGCAGCCAAAUAAUGUUAAACUAAACACGGCUAUCUCUAAAGACGAAUUAGAUAAGGUAAUUGCCUCGAACACGGAGAAAAACCCCAAAACAAAGAAUUCGCUGGUGUUAAAAAAAUCUGUUUUACUACAAUGA